CUCUUGGGUUAUUAAAUCAGCCUGUCGUUACGGUUGACCUGACAUAUAGUCGUUUAAGUACACAUGCUUCUUGUGUUUACAUUGCAGUACAGGUGUAAACGCCACUGAGAUAAGAUUCACAUGCAGGAUUUUAAAACUUUUUAAAAACGUGGAAAUAUUUUUUGACACAGCAGAGAAUUUACAGCAUGUAGCUCAAUGGGCCAGUGUCUGAGCCUAGACCAGGAAGAACUAAAGGCCCGGGCUCGGAGUGAGGCUAUCGACCGCAACUUGCAGACCUGGGCCAAGAAAGAUCAGAAUGUCAUCAAAAUUCUCUUACUGGGAGCCGCAGAGGGAGGAAAAAGCACCCUAGUGAAGCAGAUGAAGAUCAUCCAUAAUGAUGGCUUCUCUUACGACGAGUUGCUGACUUUUAAGCCAGCCGUCCUGGAUAAUUUACUCGGGUCGAUGAAGUAUGUCCUCACAGGCAUGGGGCUUCUCCGCAUCAAUCUCGAAAAUUCAAAGAACAGGCACUAUGCUCAGGUGAUUCUGACUUGCACAUGUUGCUUUGACAAGCGUCACGAUAUGAUCCCCGCGGUGUAUACGGCACUCCGAGCUCUCUGGCAGGACCGAGGAGUGAGAAAUGCGGUAUCCAGGGGGUACGAAUAUGAACUCAACGAUUCCGCCAUUUAUUAUUUUGAACACAUGGACAGGAUUUGUAAAUCCGACUUUGUGCCAAACUCCAAAGAUGUCCUGAGAGUCCGAGUCCGGACGACUGGAGUCUUAGAAACCUGUUUCAAGAUCGAGAAUGUUGUCAUUAGGAUGUUUGAUGUUGGGGGUCAGAGGUCAGAGAGGAAGAAGUGGAUUUCUUGUUUUGAUUGUGUGAAAGCCGUUCUCUUCGUGGCAGCUCUUAGUGCUUAUGACAUGUGUUUGUAUGAGGACCCAGACGUGAAUCGUCUUCGAGAGAGUUUGACUUUGUUUAGGGGGAUAUGCAAUAAUAGAUUCUUCAGAGAAGCAGCUGUGAUACUCUUCCUCAAUAAGCUGGAUUUGUUCAAAGACAAAAUUCGCUAUUCAGGUCGACAUCUUCGGCAUUUCUUUGAGGAAUAUCGAGGGAAAGACAAAGAUGUGAAAUCAGCAGCUAUGUUCAUUCAACAACAGUUCAUGGAACAAAGUACAGUGGCAUCCAAAGUUAUCUACCCACAUUUCACCACUGCCACAGACACAAGCAAUAUUCAGGUCGUUUUCCAAGUUGUCAUGGAUUCUAUACUUAGAGAUAAUCUAAGUAAAGCUUCAAUCUUAUAGCUGUCUACAAUUACCUGUCGAUAUUCCGUGGGAUUUUUUGUCUUCCACUGCAAACCAUCACUUGUCUAAUAACACAUUUAUAUCACUCUGUGUCACACUAGUUUAUUUUUUGAAGACCCAACAAAGAUUCUUUCCAUUUUUCAUUACAACUCUGGUACAUCAAUGAAGUACAGUUUACAUGAACCGUUUGCAUUCAUUUUUAGAAAAUAUGCAUAUGAUGCAGCCGGUGUGCGUGUAGAUUUAUCAAACUUUCAUCUCAAACCUUAUCUUUUGACUAGCCUUAAAGGCUUUGUGUAUGAUUAAAUGUUAUCAACGUUUUGUCAUUUUGAAAACAUUUUACAACACUGCCAAUUUGAAGCAUUUGUUAUCUGUUUAUGUGUUGUAAACUUUAUGUGUCAGCUCAAGGGAGAGAACUGCAGGAAAUCGUCUACAUUUCAAAAAUAAUUGUGUGUCAAAAAUCCUGCUUGUUUAUGUUAGUGCAUUUACUUGUAGAAAAAUAUCAGACAGAUUAUAACUGAUCUCAAUUCAUGGUGUAAAUAUUUUUUAUUUAUUGUUCAUUUAUCUUAAGUUGUGCACUAUGGAUUUUUCACUCAUCUCCAUCAAUUAUUGUCUCCAAAGGCGUAUUAUUUUCAGACUGACAAGAGACACUUUUGAUAUUUUUAUUUUGUCAGACGAGUUGUUUUUACGAAUUUUCAGAAAGAAAUUUUGACAAGUGUUGGUAUUCCAUAUUUUAUUGACUUAAAGAAUGACAUUUUCUUAUAUAUGAAAUGUUGUUUUUAAUUCAGAUGUGUCAAACAUAUAUUAUAUUUUGUGUUUUCAUAUUAACAAUAUUGUUACUGAUCUUUACAUUUUAUAUAGUGCUAAGUUUAGAACAUGAUUUUAAUUUUUGUACAUAGAAUGCUGCAGGUGGUAGCAUGUUGACAUAUAUAAAGCACAUUCCUGUGUUUAUGUAAAAUAUUGUGUUAAAACAAUCUCUCUGAUGUUUAUCUACCUUACAAUGUCUCGCUACGCAGAUUGACAAAUUUUUAUUUUUCAUCAUUUUUUAACUUUGUGACAGUCCACAGUGUUGAAUUAUUCGCCUGUAUAUUUUAAAACAAACAUUUUUGCUUGAAUUUGAUGAGUUUUAAAGUAUCAUACCAUUUUGUCAAAGUAUAAAAUCAAAACAAAUUCGUAUGUAAAAAAAUUUAUGUAUUUCAUCUCCAUUUCAUCUUUGUAUCAAUGAAUUAUACCACACAUAAUGAAAAUAUUAUCUGUUUUGAAGAAAUGUUUGUAAAUUAAAUACAUGAGUGUACUGUAAAUUUGGAAAUUUCACGUGAGAUUCAUUUAACAAGUACUUGAUAAAAAUUUAUUCACAUGAUUA
Ostrea edulis (European flat oyster) is the source of this 2635-nucleotide messenger RNA. RefSeq names its product guanine nucleotide-binding protein G(o) subunit alpha-like. The record is from RefSeq and is a predicted model, not a curated record. Gene Ontology annotation, molecular function: G-protein beta/gamma-subunit complex binding; G protein-coupled receptor binding; GTPase activity. Bases 196 to 1275 code for a protein of 359 amino acids. The transcript is spliced from 10 exons. NCBI's taxonomy places the organism in Eukaryota, Metazoa, Mollusca, Bivalvia, Ostreida, Ostreidae. Gene Ontology annotation, cellular component: heterotrimeric G-protein complex. Gene Ontology annotation, biological process: adenylate cyclase-modulating G protein-coupled receptor signaling pathway.